Molecule: messenger RNA, 2769 nt
Organism: Danio rerio (zebrafish)
Lineage: Eukaryota; Metazoa; Chordata; Actinopteri; Cypriniformes; Danionidae
Source: RefSeq, a predicted model, not a curated record
UCGAGCAGGCAGGGAGAAAGCAAGAGGAGGCGGUGAGUCUUUGUAGUCUACGAGGAAUGCGGAAACGCUCCUGCUCUGUGUCAAACUGCUCUGAAGGGGGUCAAGCCACAUUCAGCCAGCGUGGGAAAGCGAGGAGGGGACCGAACACACACACACACACACACGCCGCGUAUUCCUGCAAAACUUCCAGGGGGAGCGGAUCGAUGAAAAUCACUCGCUUAUUUUGCAUGCAUGCAUUCGGCUCUACUCAAGACGGGCUGAUCGGACGAUCUUUCACUUGAUCCCCUGUGCCGUUUGGUGCUGCCGGAGAUGGGGCUUAUUCGCGCGUGCACCAUCCGACUACCUGUGUGGCCCGUGGCGCGGACGCUGCAUGAGCUGUGAUGCGUGUGGAGACGCAGGGAAAGUUGCUGAAGUUUAUGAAUGACGCGACUCUCCGGGCGGAAUAAGCACCAACCGGGCAGUGCACGUGCCAGCGCCGCGCUCCCAAUAAUGCCUUUGUGAAAUAUCCGCGCGCGCUCGUCACGUUUCGGGAUUCCCCGCAGAUCCUCGCUGUGAAAAAAAAACAUGGACAAAGAGAGCUCGACCCAGCAAUAUGAGCCGGUGGCUGAGAUCGGCGAAGGUGCAUAUGGGAAGGUGUACAAGGCUCGGGAUUUGAAGAACGGGGGCCGGUUUGUGGCCCUGAAAAGAGUCCGGGUGCAGACUGAGGAAGAGGGAAUGCCGCUGUCCACCAUCCGCGAGGUGGCGGUGCUGAGGCAGCUCGAGUCCUUUGAGCAUCCAAAUGUUGUCAGGUUGUUUGACGUAUGCACAGUUUCCAGGACUGACCGGGAAACCAAACUAACUUUGGUCUUCGAACAUGUGGACCAGGAUCUAACUACAUAUUUGGAGAAAGCACCUGAUCCGGGAGUGCCACCUGAAACCAUAAAGGAUAUGAUGUACCAGCUGCUGCAGGGUCUUGAUUUCCUCCACUCUCACCGUGUGGUUCAUCGGGAUCUUAAGCCUCAAAACAUUCUAGUAACCAGUGGAGGACAGAUCAAGCUGGCUGAUUUUGGCCUGGCGCGGAUCUACAGCUUUCAGAUGGCUCUUACUUCCGUGGUUGUGACAUUAUGGUAUCGAGCCCCAGAGGUGCUGCUUCAGUCCAGCUAUGCUACUCCUGUGGAUCUGUGGAGCGUCGGCUGCAUCUUUGCUGAGAUGUUCAGACGGCGCCCUCUUUUCCGUGGGAACUCUGAUGUUGACCAGCUAGGCAAGAUUUUUGAUGUGGUGGGAGUCCCGUCUCCAGAGGACUGGCCACAGGAGGUGGGUUUGCCCCAGAGUGCCUUCUCUCCUCGCCCUGCACAGCCCAUAGAGAACCUGGUGCCGGACAUGGAUGAGCUCGGCAAAUCACUCCUACUUCGUUUCCUGUCCUUCAACCCCUCCAGAAGGAUAUCAGCUUACGAUGCACUGUCUCACCUGUACUUCCAGAGUCUGGACAGCACCAGCAAGAGCCUGUACGCUCAGCCCUUCCCCAGCAAAAAGCCCUCCCUGGAGGAGAGAGCCGCCUAAAACACCUGCCGCCACACAAACAAACUCGUCUUCCACAGCAAAACGCCGUCACAUGCUGCUUUUAACAAAUCACCGUCGCAAAAAUAUCGGUCCGUCAGGUUUUCCUUUCGCCCUCACUACUGCCACCCAACCAGAUGCUGCCUACUAAUCAUCCGCACAGGAUCAGAAGCUGCUCGUCUGGGCUUUGUUCAGUUCACCACACUGCCAGAGAUCAUCUGUUCUCAUGAACGCAAGUCUACAUGUACUAAGUUUUAGCAGCACAUCACUGCCAUGAAGAUGGAUUUAACAUUGGACCCAAACAGGAUUGAGGAAUUACAAGCAGAACAGCGACUACUGCAAGUUCAGGCCCGUUGAACGGAACCUCUUAAUAUGUAAUCGCUUUCAAUUCACACUUUCGCCGAUCAGGACGGAUUCAUGAGGAUUACUGCAGUUUGAUACGCAUUUUAGGGGGGUUUUGGGGGGGGUUGAAGACUGCAUAACUAUGAACACGCAGAGUUAUAGUGCUUUAUUUAAUGUUCUGAAGCACUAUUUAGCAACAAUGUUAUAGUGUAAUUGUUUUUGUAUCAUUACUAUGAGUUCCACAUCCUGUUCACUUAUUUUGAAAUGUCAGUGUUGAUUGUUGACAUUUUUAUUUGUUGGCUUUUGUCUUAAUUUGGUGACACUUUAAAAUAGUGGUUUAUUAGUUAUAAUGUAUUUACUAACCUAAACAAACAUUGAACAAUAAGUGUAUUGCAGUAUUUAUUCAUCUUUGCUAAUGCUAUUUACUGAAAAUAGUUCUUGUGCUUAUGACUUUGGAUGCAUUAGUAAAUGUUGAACUUAUUAAAUGCUGUGAUUAUUGUUCAUGUUUAUGUUUGUUAAUACAUUGAUCUUAACUAAUAGACCCUCAUUUUAAAAUGUUACCCUUAAUUUUAGUGAACUUGAAGGUGUAGGUUGUUGUAGAAAACAUUGUCGAUGUAAACCAAACAGUCUGCACCCUGCCUUCAGGGAUUUAGUGCCGAGACGUAGUUGAAAGGAUGGUCGCAUGUUGACUUUAGGGUUUGCUUUAGAGCAGAAAUAAGAUUGGUUAUAGAAAUCUGUGUAUGAGAGAGUAGCUGAAAGUCUAGUAAAAGUAGCUGUAUAGAGUUGGAGAGUGUUAGGUUUGGAGGUCAGGUUGUGAGAUUCGUUCGAGGCUCGGAGAGUAAUGUGUUAUCCUGUAAUUCCAGGUCCUUUAUUGUAUAAACACACUAUGCU